CAGGAGAGGUGAGUGCAGAGGAGGAUAGAAGAGUGCAGUAUAUAGGGCUGAGUGUACCACAUAGAUUGCAGUGAGUGCAGGAGAGGAAAUGCAAAGAAUUGAGUAGAAUCCUAUGAAAAGAGCGCUGCAGUGAAUGAAGUGCUGAGAGACUGCUGGAGCUGCAGUAGGGCAGAGGUGACAUGAAUGCAUGAAGGUCCACUAGUGGUAAGAGAGGACAUCCAGGAUGCAUGAAGAGGAAAGCCAUAGAACACCCCCACAGACUUUUAUUGUCUUCUCCUGGAAGAAAGAAGACCCUGGCUGCAAGUAAGGAAUAACAGGAAUAAUCCACAUAGGGACAGAUACAAGAUGCCUGGACGGCUGCAGACGGCCCUGAGAAUCCUAGGCACAAGCCUAUUUGCCGUGCUGGUGCUGGGGGGCAUACUUGCGGCAUAUGUGACCGGUUACCAGUUCAUUCACACUGACCGCCAUCACCUGUCCUUUGGGCUGUAUGGAGCUAUCUUGGGGCUUCACCUCCUCACUCAGAGCCUUUUCGCUUAUCUGGAGCACAAACAAAUGCGGAAAGGCGGCAAGGGUCUUCCGGGAUCCUCCAGGGUGGCCCUGUGCAUUGCGGCCUACCAAGAAGACCCAGAGUACCUGAGGAAAUGUCUGCAGUCGGCACGACGGAUCUCCUACCCGCACCUCCGAGUCAUCAUGGUGAUUGACGGGAAUUCAGAGGAUGAUAGGUACAUGAUGGACAUUUUUCGAGAGGUGAUGGGAUCGGAGGGCACUUGCUGCUAUGUCUGGGACAACAAUUACCAUGAUUCGCAAGAAGGCGGGCAGGAGGGCGAGCGGGGAGUGCAGGAGCUGGUGCAGAAGUUCCCGUACGCCUGUAUCAUGCAGAAAUGGGGAGGAAAGCGAGAAGUCAUGUACACUGCGUUCCGGGCUCUUGGAGAUAGUGUGGACUAUGUGCAGGUUUGUGAUUCUGACACGGUGCUUGACCCCGCGUGCACUGCAGAGAUGCUGCGGAUAUUGGAAGAAGACCCUAAAGUGGGUGGAGUUGGAGGAGACGUGCAGAUCCUGAACAAGUACGACUCCUGGAUCUCCUUCUUGAGCAGCGUGCGAUAUUGGAUGGCAUUUAACGUAGAACGGGCUUGCCAAUCCUACUUUGGGUGCGUGCAGUGCAUCAGUGGUCCUCUGGGCAUAUAUCGGAACAGCCUGCUGCAGUACUUUUUGGAGGACUGGUACCAUCAGACCUUCCUAGGUCAGAAGUGCAGCUUCGGAGAUGACCGUCAUCUCACCAAUCGAGUGCUGAGCAUGGGCUAUAGGACUAAGUACACAGCGCGCUCCAAGUGCCUGACUGAGACCCCCACCAAGUAUUUGCGCUGGUUGAAUCAGCAGACUCGGUGGAGUAAAUCCUAUUUUCGGGAAUGGUUAUACAACGCGCUUUGGUUCCACAAGCAUCACCUCUGGAUGACCUACGAGUCUGUGGUCACCGGCUUUUUCCCUUUCUUUCUGGUGGCUACAGUAGUGCAGCUCUUUUACCGUGGCCGUAUCUGGAACAUAAUGCUUUUUCUUUUGACUGUCCAGCUAGUGGGCAUCGUGAAGGCGACCUACGCCUGCUUCUUGCGUGGCAAUGUCGAAAUGAUCUUUAUGUCUCUGUAUUCUCUCCUCUACAUGACCAGCCUGCUACCUUCUAAGAUGUUCGCGCUGCUCACAAUCAACAAGGCUGGAUGGGGGACCUCCGGCAGGAAGAAGCUGGUGGUGAACUUCAUCGGUAUGGUGCCAGUGUCAGUCUGGUUCUGUAUCCUCCUGGGUGGGCUGGCGUAUACAUCGUACUGCCAAAGUCAAGAUCCCUUCACCGAGACGGAACUCUUAUUCCUGGUGACUGGAGCCAUCCUUUAUGGGUGUUACUGGUUGGCGCUGCUCAGCUUGUACCUGGUAAUAGUAGCCAGGCGCUGUGGGAAGAAGCAGGAGCUGUACUAGCCUGGCAUCAUCGGAGGUGUGAAUGAUGGGAACUGAAUGGAACUGUCUCGGCAUAUGGCGGAGGCAACCGAGUAUAAGACAUUCUUCCAAAAGAAGACGGUAAGGCAUGGUCUUAUGAGGUCACAGGAGGCAGUUCUCACCAGCAAUGACUUAGAGACCUUACUAUGCAAACAAAUACCUCAGGCAAAUACAAAAGAAAUAGAGCCGUCUGCCAAAGCAAUGAAAGCCAUAGCUGGCACAGCCUUAAGAUGCCCAUAAAUGUCCUAAUGGUGAAGGUGCCAGAAACCUGGAUAACUGUGAGCCCCACCGCCGGCGGAAGAGGCUUCUGAAGUGAAGAUCUCCAAGGACACUUCCAUAAUGGACACUAUAUACAUAGUACAACAGGACGUGACAUCCUACAAUGGCCGCUCAGAUAUCUCCAGCCAUGAUUACUCCCA
This is a messenger RNA of Bufo gargarizans (Asiatic toad), 2399 nucleotides long. RefSeq names its product hyaluronan synthase 3 (gene HAS3). The transcript is spliced from 4 exons. Gene Ontology annotation, biological process: hyaluronan biosynthetic process; extracellular matrix assembly. Lineage: Eukaryota; Metazoa; Chordata; Amphibia; Anura; Bufonidae. The coding region runs from base 346 to 1962 and encodes 538 amino acids. Gene Ontology annotation, molecular function: hyaluronan synthase activity. The record is from RefSeq and is a predicted model, not a curated record.